UCCAUGCAUAUAUGAAUGUUAGCCCGCGCGCCAAACUUGGAGCGGCCGACUCGUAAUACGUCGCUGGAAGGUGGCCCCGUCCGUCCCCUAUACAUACCCCUGCGCGCCAUGGCCGCCAUAGUCCAGUACGGCAAAGCUCGCAGCUAGCCACGUAGUGCGUUGUCUCCCUUUCUCCAACAGGGCCGAGAGAGCAAUGGCGCACAGGGUCCUCGAGCUGACGCUGGUGUCGGGCCACAGCCUGAUGGACGUCAACGUGUUCAGCCGCAUGGAGGUCUACGCCAUCACGUCCGUGCUCGGCGACCCUCGCACGCGGCAGCGCAGCAAGACCGACCGCGACGGCGCCAGGCACCCGACGUGGGACGACACGUUCCUGUUCGCCGUCCCGCCCACGGCCGCCAAGGCCUCCGCCGCGGGCGCCUACCUUCACGUGCUCCUCCGCACCGAGCGCCUCUUCGGCUUCGACGACCGCGACGUCGGCGAGGUGUUCAUCCCUCUCGCCGACAUGCUCGCCUGCGCCUGCGUCGGCGGCACCGGCCCGGCGCCGCGGUGCGCGUCGUACCCGGUCCGGAAGGUGCACUGCACCGAGAACCGGGGCAUGCUCACCGUGGCGUACCGCUUCGGCCCCGUGAUGGCGCCGCUGCAUCAUCAGGACAAAGAGCUGUGCUGGGACGACGCCGUCGCCGAGGUGGUGGGCUACGAGCUGCCGCCGUGGCAUUACUAUCCUCAGGUGGUGGGGUACGCGCCGGAGGCGGCGGUGCCGCCGCGCUAUCCUCAGGCGUGUGCUCGCAUGCCACCGGCGCCCAAGCCAGCUGCAGGCUGUGGCGCGGCCGCUGCGUCGCCGGCACAGAAGAACUACGUAAGGAACGGCAGCUUCGCGCUGGGGCUCGGCGCGGGGCUUCUCGGCGGAGGCUUCGGCGGGAUGGUGUUCGGCGAUCUGCCGCCGUCGGACAAGACGGCUCAUGACUCCGGGUACAAGCCCACGGCCGACGGUGCAGGGGUCGCCUUCUGAAAACUUUGCAUAUUCAUAUUAUCAGGAGACAUAAUAUCUAAAUAAGUAGGUCAAACUUGAAUAAAAACUGGGCAUAUUCAUCAGGAUCGUGAAAUGCACACGGUCUAGCUAGCCUGUAGUCUACUUUGUCUGUACUGUGUUGUCAAUUUACGUGCUGUUCAUUGCAGUAUAUAUACUUGCUUAAUCGAUCGAUUCCUUUUUUUUGGAGUGAUGAA
Hordeum vulgare subsp. vulgare (domesticated barley) is the source of this 1224-nucleotide messenger RNA. Its product is annotated as protein SRC2-like. The record is from RefSeq and is a predicted model, not a curated record. NCBI's taxonomy places the organism in Eukaryota, Viridiplantae, Streptophyta, Magnoliopsida, Poales, Poaceae. The transcript has a single exon. Gene Ontology annotation, biological process: defense response. Bases 194 to 1009 code for a protein of 271 amino acids.